AUGGCGAACUCCAUGAGCACGUCCGACAUGCUCGACCGCGCCAUCGCCAUCGCGGACGAGGCCCUCGCGGCCACCGAGUCACGCCCGCAUGGCAAAAACAAUACCACCGCGCGCCCGUCCGCCACCAUGGCGUCGGCGUCGCCUUCGCCGUUGGCGUUGGCGUUGGCCUCCCCCGCUGGCGACACCCACGCCAUGCAGAACGCGAACGACGGCCACGACGGCCACCACGACUCCCAGGCCGAGGCCGAGGCGCAGCAGAAGACCGCCAACGUCGCCGCCACGGUUGACAGGGUCAUCGAAGACCUCAGGAAAGCUACCAUGGCCCUCGCUGCCACCCACAUCACGUCCGGCUCGGCCUCGCCGUCUUCUUCCCGCGGCCACGACGACGAGCUGCUCACCACCGCGGCCAGCGAGGCUGGCUUCGCCAACGACGGCUCCCACGUCGCGACGACUGGUACGGCCAACCACCCGGCGGCGACGGAAGAGGCCGUCGUCCACGACGCCCUCAAGCGCGCCAUCGUCCACGUCCUCGGCGACCGCACCACCAACAGUUAUGGUAACAGCAAUGGCGACAGCAACCCCACUGCUGCUGCUUCCACCAACCCCGCUGCCGCCACCCCAGCCACUGCCACUACGCUUGCAACCCCCAACGCUGCCGUCAACCCCGCUGCCACCAGCGCUGCUGCUGCUCCCGCCAACCUCGCCGCCGCCACUGCCAGCACCACUGCCAGCGCCACUGUCAGCGCCUCUCCCAUCGCCAACCCCACUACCGGCGGCAACGGCAGCAACAGCGGCAGCAACAGCGGCAGCAACAGCGGCAGCAAUACUGCCAGCUCAAAGACACUCGGCAAGCGCCCGGCUCCGGCGCGCUCCGCCUCCCCGGACGAGCACGACCACAACCACCCCGGCAGCAGCAGCAGCGCGUCCGUCGAUCUGGGCGACGGUGGCGUUCGUGGCCGCGGACAGAAGAGGAAGGAGAAGACCGGAAGUCCUGCGGCCAAGCGUAGCCGUCUCGACUGUGCCGACGCCGACGCCGACGCCGACGCCGAGCUGGCUGGACAUGACGGCGGCGUGGUGGAGCAGGGCGGCUGUCGUGAUGAUGCUGAUGACGAUGACCACCGCGAAGACGACGAUGGCGACGACGACGAUAGCGAAUGCGAAUGGGACAGUACGUCGGGCGCGGAUGUGCCGCCGGGCUUCGUGGGCAUGCUGGAUCGGCACAGGACGGCCGCGCAGCUGGUGACGGACUAUCUCGAUUCGAUGGAGGAGUCUGCGGAGGCGAUUGAGGCGGCGGUGGCGGCGGCGUCGUCGUCGUCGUCGCUGAUGAAGGAGAGGGAUACGAGGAUGGUGUGGUUGAUUAUGAAGGUUGUGAUGGCGAACGACGAGGGCGUCUUGUCCCAGAUCGAGUACGACAUUGAGCGCACCCACCAGAGCGUGCAAAAGCUCUCCUUCCACCUGGCCUCCAUCACCAAGAAGCUCCAGCAGAAGAGCAAGCACAACCAAGGCGAUGCCGCCACCGCCAUCGCCGCCCUCGGUGCCAUCGACGCCGACGUCGAGCACGACAAGUACGAGAUGCUAGACAGCUUCCUCGCCGCGUAUGGCAGGCGCUGCGCCGACGGCAAGGCUACGUGGAACGAGGAAGCCGUCGAGUUGCGCGGGAUCCUGGAUCGCAUGAAGGCGGAUAUUGAGUGGUGGGAUCGUGUUGACAGUGACGACGACGACGACGAGUGA
This is a messenger RNA of Diplodia corticola, 1731 nucleotides long. RefSeq lists its product as uncharacterized. The transcript has 2 exons. The coding region runs from base 1 to 1731 and encodes 576 amino acids. Lineage: Eukaryota; Fungi; Ascomycota; Dothideomycetes; Botryosphaeriales; Botryosphaeriaceae. The record is from RefSeq and is a predicted model, not a curated record.